CACUCUAGUUAGUUCCUCGGGCGCGCCUUGGCGUUUGACCCUUACUGCCUCCUGUAGCUGCCUGAGACGGAACGGGGACAUUCCCGCCAAUUUGAAUCUCAGACUGGGAUGCAGCUGCCGUAGCAGAGCUUUAUGCCCCAUGCCCAGCUCGCUACCUCCCUCGUGUGACUGAGGUGAGAGAGAACUUUAUACAGUGCCUCUGGAUGCCAAGCUGAGAGAUAAAGAAUUUCUUCAACAUGUGGAAUGAUAUUGAACUUCUGACAAACGAUGACACAGGAAGUGGACGACUGAACAUAGGUUCAAGACAAGAAUGUGGAACUGCCUUGUACCAAGAGGAUACUCUAGUUAAAAUAACUUCCUCUGAAAAGGUCUUGUGUAAUCCAAAACUAUAUGCAUGCAACUCAAGUGAUGGCUGUAUUAUUGUGGCUGACAGAUCAGUGGCACUUCUUGAUAGCAUUUGCCAGUCUUUUCAGAUGCACAUUCAAUUUGAUACUGAAGUGGAUGUGGUUGGUUUGUGUCAAAAAGGACAGUUUCUUGUGGUCGGUGAGAGAAGUGGUAACCUACAUCUUAUUCAUGUACCAUCAAAGCAAACUUUGCUAACUAAUGUUUUGGUUCAGAAAUCUGCAAAUGAAAAGACUUAUCUAAACCUUAUUAUAGAAAAAGAUAAUGCAGAUGGAGGAAUCUAUCAUGUAUUCAUUCUCACAAGCAAUGGAUUCUUUUGCAUUAUGUGCCUCCCACUUGCAAAAAUCCAGGAAGCAAUUGACAAGAUGGAUAUGAUUACAGCAAAGAAGUUACAAGGAAUGAUCAAGACUGCUUAUAUUUCUACAAAGGAUUAUCACACCCUUGGUUGUCUGAAUUUUGUGACUGGUGACUUGAUGAACAACAUCCUGCUGAUAAUUGGGGGUAAAGGUGACUGUGUGCUCUCCAAAUGGGAGGUGGAUCCUAGUAAAAACCUGGCAUCUGUUCAAAGUUUUGCUGAUUCAAGUAUGAUUAAAGAUGCAGUGCAACUUCAGGUCGUAGACAACUUGUUGUUUGUCUUGGAUAAUGAAAACGUUUUGAGCAUGUGGGAUGUUUAUUCUCUUACCUUGACUUGGGAUUGGCCUUUAGUUCAUAUUGAAGAAUUUCUUCUAACUACAGAAUCAGAUUCUUCUUCAGUCAUAAGACAAGGGAUUUCCAGCCUUAAACUAAUAACCUUGACAGUACCUGUCAACAAACAGAUGAGAAACCUCAUGGUUUUUUCACUGCCUGCAAUGCACCUGCUCUAUUCUUUGGAAGUAUCUGUUGUUUCUUCACUGGUUCAAAGUGGAAUCAGCACAGAUACAAUAUCCUUUUUAGAAGGAAUUAAUGAAAAUCAUCAAGAGUCCCCUGAAGGCCCGGUGUCUGUUUUAGUAUUGAGAAGUUUAACAGAAGCCUUGCCAGAAAACAGAUUAAGUCGCUUACUUCACAAGCACAAGUUUACUGAAGCUGAGAAUUUUGCGAUUCAGUUUGGACUGGAUGUUGAGCUUGUUUACAAAGUAAAAGCAAGUGCUAUUUUAGAGAAAUUGGCUUCAUCUUCCAUUGGGAGUUAUGGCCAAACAGUUUGGUCAGACCUUGUGGAUGAAGCUAAAGAAAAUCUGCAUAAAACACAGGAUAACCAUUUUGUCGUGGAUUACUGUAUAAAUGCUCCAUGGCCAACGUAUGAAACAACUCAGGAAAUGUUAAACUAUGCUAAAAUCAGAAUCUUGAAGAGGGAUGACAAAAUGAUUGCUUCCUUAUCUGACGGGGUUCAAGUGUCCAUAACAGAAGUACUGAGAGCUCAAGCAAGACUAACUACUUUCUAUGGAGCCUUUGGACCAGAGAAAUUCAGUGGAAUUGCUUGGACUGAAUUCUUGAAUAAUGAAGAUAUUUUCAAGAACAUCCUUUUUCAGCUACAAGAAGGCAAUCUUCCUUGUGCGCAGUACCUCUGGCUUAGGCAUCAGGCAGAUUUUGAAAGCAGCUUUGAUGUGAAAAUGCUGGAGGACCUGCUUCACACAAUCUGUGCCACCAUUCCUGUAAAAGAACUGUGUCUGUGGUUUAAAAAUGUUGUGAUUCCUUUCGUAAGGAGGGUUGUGCCACAAGGACAGAAAAUAUUAGCAAAAUGGCUAGAACAAGGAGCUCGAAAUCUUGAAUUAACUGAUAAGGCAAAUUGGCCAGAAAAUGGACUUCAAAUGGUAGAAGUGUUUUUUACAAGUAAAAAUCCAGGUGAACUGGGACUUGCAUCUUCCUGGCGUUGGAUUCCCUUGAAGUGUGGUGAUUGUGACGAGGUACAUCGGUUAAAGAAGUUAGUGAAUGAUUUACAAGAAUUGGUAGAUCUCUACAGAAAGUACAGCUGCAAACUAGCGCUCUGUAAUUUUGAAAAGGAGAAUGCAAGUACAAUAGUAUUCCGCAUGUUUGAUAAAGUUUUGGCACCAGAGCUCAUUCCAUCCAUUUUGAAGAAGUUUAUAAAGCCAUACAUACAUGAACAUAAUCUACAACAGGAUGAACUUCUCUUGCAGUAUAUAAAGGACUUGCUAGAGCGCUGUCGCACACGAUCUACAUCAGUGUUUGAAACUGCAUGGGAGGCAAAGGCAAUAGCUGUCAUUGGCUGCAUAUCUGAUACAGAUCUGAGAUUUGAUGCAGUACUGCAGAUAAUGCAUGGUGCUGUGGUGCCUUGGAGUGCAGCUGUGGAGCAGCUGGUGAAGCAGCAUUUGGAAAUGAAACAUGUCAAAGUGAAGUUAUUGCAGGAAAGUUCCAGACUGAUGGAGAUGAAGAAGCUGUUACGGGGCUAUGGGAUAAGAGAUACUAAUCUUUUAAAGGACAAACAGAUGAUAAUGAGACUGGUGAAAUACAUUCUUAAACAAGAUACCCCUACUUCUCUGGAAGAUGCUUUGAAAAUUGUAGCAGCAUAUAUGUUGCCAAGUGUGGAAGUCUAUAUUUUGAGGAUGGUGGACCUGAUUGAUCGAGAUCAGGGAGAGGAAUCUCUAAACUUAUUAAAAUCUCUGCCCAUUGCUGAAGCAGAGGAAGUUGCAGAGAGAUUGUCCAUAUGGGCAAGAUUGGUAUUGCAGAAAGAAGCAGAUAAUUCUGAAGAGCGCAAAACGCAAAUGUGUAUAACAAAGACACUUGUGGAGGUUCUUAAAUUCCUGCUUCGCAUUCAGAAAGAAAAUCCUCUGAAGGAAGAUGAAUGUAAAGCAAACUUAAAAAUGUUUGAAACACUUGCUAGCUUGCAGGAGGAUUUCGAUAUCUUUAUUUCAGUCAAAGAUUAUGGGAAUCCUUUGUUGAUGUCUCAGCUCCUUGAAGAGCACAUAAAAGCAUAUGAAAGUAUCCAAUCCAUGGCAAAAUCUAGAAAAGUGCAAACAACGAAUUCCAAAGAUGAUAGUAGAACAAAGAACUGUUCCACUGAAUCAAGACUCUACAGACUAGCUUUACUUCUGCAAAUUACAGAGCAAGAGUUGGGGGCAAAGCUGGCACUGAGGUCAUUAGAUGCUGGAAAAAUUGAAGAGGCACUAAAGAUAUGCAGAGAUUUAUAUGAACAUCACUGUAAUGAACAAACAGGGAAGUUGCUAUUUUUAGCUUGUCAAAAGCUUUGUCAUAUGUUGGGAGCUGAUGUUCCAAUGAUCACACCUAAAGGACUGAACUUUCCAGCAGUGAUACAUGAGAUGGCAUGCCAAGCAGCUACAAUAUGCAGUCCAGAUCUGUUAUUAGAUUCUCUGGAGCUAUGUAAAUACACAUUGGCUGCUAAGGAAAUUUACGGACAAUGCCAAAUAGAAAACUAUGGAUUUAUAGCAAAGGCAGCAUCUUUUGGAGCUGAUAAGGAUCCUUAUGAAGAAUGGACCUAUGAUGAUGAUUUCUUUAGUGAAGAUGGGAUAGUUCUUGAUCCACAGAUGGCGCUCCCCGUUGCAUAUGAAACUAUUUCUUUCCUUGUGCCUAUUGCUGAUAACAAGAUGUAUCCUUUGGACUCUGUAAGCUUGGCAAACUGUCCAUUUAUUAAAGGACAGAACCUCCUGUUGCCAGUCAAAACGCCCAUCUGUGCACUGCUUCAGAACCUAAUGGAAAGCAGUCAGUGUGAGUUAGCGUUGCGACUAAUAGUCUGUCUGUUUGGAUCCUGUCUUCAGCACUGUGUAUCAAACAACAUGGAUAUGUGCCUGGGUGAGAAGUUACAUGAUGGCAAAAUGCUAGCUGAUGCCAAAAGCUUUCUUAUUGCUAUGAAACAAAAGUCCACUUCAGUGAUUGUCACUGCUGUCCUGGCCUUAUUACACAAGGUUUUCAGCUGUCGUCUGAUAGAUCAUAACCUGGCAUUGGGUUACUGCACAAUUUUGCCCAAGGAAGAUAUGUUUGAAAAACUCUGGAAUGUCAUAAACAACACAAGGCAAAAUUACAACAAAAUUCUGGCAGUAGCUCUGGUUGGAGCGCAGCUUGCUAGUCACUAUGAUGAAGCAGGAGAGAGACAAAAAUUCAAGGAAUUAAUUACUGAUGCAGAGUGGGGUAUCCAGCUUGGUAAACUUGGUAUUUCUUUCCAGACUGUAUUUAGGCAGCCAUCAAUAAGAAAGAAAGAACUCAUAAGAACCCUGGUACAGAAUCCAAAUGUAGACACAGACCUUAUAUUGAAAUACUGCAGAACUUUCAUGUUGGACAGUGAUGCAGCACUGCAGCUUUGCAUCGAAACACUCCUUCUCCAGAGUGCUAAUGCAAAUCAAGUUGAAGGAGACUCUGCAGGGGAUACUGUGAAGCAGCCUCAUUCCACACUACUGGCCAAAUCAGUAAAAAUAAUUCCUUUACUGAAAAGCACAAAAGACCUGGUCAUUAGCCUUAGUGGAAUACUACAGAAGCUUGAUCCAUAUGACUAUGAAACUAUAGAAAAUGUAUUGAGAGUGAUACAAAGAGCUGAUGAAAAUAGCACAAGUAUCCAGCUUAACCAGGCUUUGAGCUUAUUGAAACACCUGGAAUCCUAUAAAAGAACUUCCCCUCCUGUGGAUCUGGAACACCAAUAUAUUUUAGAGCACGUGAUUUCCCUGUCUCCAGCUGCUCAAACCAGGCUGCCUUUUCAUUUGAUAUUCUUUAGAACCACGCAGUGUUUCUGGAGUAUUAUAUCUGCAGAGCUUACUGAGGAGUCCUUCCCAACUCUUCUCUUGAUUUCCAAACUAAUGAAGGUUUCACUGGAUACCCUAUACAUGUCUGCAGCCAGGCAUGUCUUUGAAAAAAAAUUGAAGCCAAAAGUAUUUGAACUGACAAAAGCUGGAUGUUCAUCAGUGAUUAACAAGGAAACUACUAAAACUGUGCAAACCAUUCAAUCCUAUCUGCUAUCUAUAGUUAAUCCAGAAUGGGCUGUAGCUAUUGCUCACAAGAUUGCACAAGAACUUCCAACAGGGCCUGACCAGAUUCAGGCAUUGAAAUUCUGUCUCUAUUUAGCUGAGAAAUGGCUAACAAAUACUACAACCAAGGAUGAAUCGCACGAAAAAGCUGAAGUACUGCUGAAGAAGUUACGUAUGCAGUAUCAGAGAUCAGCCACAGAAACUGUGCUAAUAACCCACAAAUUAAGCACUGCAGAGCAUCUGAAACUUACUGGAAAGCCAGCAAAUCUUAUUGUUUUACUCUAUGAGCACAGCAGCAUAAACCAAAGGAUUCAAAAUCCAACCAACAGAGAUUAUCCAGAUAUUCAUGCAGCAGCUAAGGAAAUAGCUGAAAUUAACAACUUGGAUAUGAACAAAAUCUGGGAUAAAUUGCUUGAAAAAUGGCUGUGUCCAAAUAUACCAAUGGAUGAAAAAACUCAAAGCUUUGGGGAUAUACAGGAAGAUGAAGAACUCAGGAGAGUUGUAUAUCUACUUCAACCACGCCCAAUGGAUUACAGCUCAAGAAUGCUUUUUGCAAUUACAACAUCUGCCACAUCUCCCAUUGGUGUAAACCAGUUGACAUUUGCCCAGAGAAGCAGAGCUCUUAAGUGUCUGAUCUACUUAGCAGAUGCAGAUACAGUUGAAUCGCUGUUUAAGAAACCCAUUGCGAAAGUAAAGUAUUUUCUACAAUGCUUCAUUUAUCUGGCAGAGUUGGAAAGACUGAACAUUCCAUACACCUAUGAAUCCUUUCACAGGAGUCCUAAAGAAGGAAUGAUUAAGGGACUGUGGAAAAACCAUAGCCACGAACCCACGGCUGCCAGACUGGUGACUGAACUUAGUUUAGAAUAUAAAGUGUAUGAUCCUCAACUCUGGAGUGGCUUACUGCAGAAACUACUUGGUUUCAAUAUGAUUCAUUAUCUCAGGAAAGUUUUGAUAGCAAUUAUUGGGGUUCCUUCAUUAUGGCAGGUUCCUAACUUUAGCCGAGCUUGGAGAAGUGUAAUUCUGGCACCAUUUCUUGCAACUUCUUGUCCACCAAGUCCUAAGCAGUUAGAGGCAUGCUGUGAAUGUUUUGUAGUUCUACUGAAGUGUCCUGUUCUAGCUGAUCUAGAUAUAAUUGGAAUUGCAAGGCAAUAUGCACAGUUGGACCUUACAGCUUUUGCUCUGGGAUGCUUGCUGCUGAUUCCCCAGACUGAGAAGAGGGAGCAACAGAUUCAGGGUUUCCUAUCUUCAUGUAACCCAGAGACUGUCCUACAGCAAGUAGAUGAACACAUGAACACUGGUGAGGUAGCAGGCUUUGGAUCACAGAUUAGGUGUUUAAUUCUGGACAACAUCAUAAACGAGAAACAAUAUGAACGAUUUUUUAAAACAAAAUACUUCCCAUUAUUGAAGUUACAAGUGAUGAACACUCACAGAGUGAAAGAAUUAGUGGAUUACCUUGCCAACAAGAGCUGCAUGGAUGAUGCAGCAGCCGUAAUAGUAGAAUAUCAGAAACAAUGUGGAAAUCCCAUUCUGGCAGAUAAAUCAUCUUGUGAUAUUUUGAAGAUGUUUCUGAGCGGACCAGAGUAGACUUCUGCAUUUUCUUAUUGGAAACAGCUACCCAGAGGAGCAUGUAACUUGAUCUAUAUCCCUUCUCUUCCAGGGGCAAGAUUGUUUCAAACUGUAUUGGUCACAUGCAUUGUGUUUAAAGGGGAACUAAGUUGAAACCUCCUAAGUACCCUUUCAACAAAAGUUACCAUUCACUUUUUUUUAUUGCUCCUGGCUAACAGACAGACAUUCACAUUAGUUUAAGUGUGCUGUCCCAUGUGAAAGAGUUAAAGGCUUCACUUACAUUGUAUGAACUCUUUCUUCUCUUCCACUUCCCCCUCCCAUACAACUUGGUGUAAUCUCAGCACUUCAAUACUGGAAAUAGGAAGUGAAGUUUAAAAUUCUCACUUAAUUUUCAAGAGUUACAUGAAGUCAUUGCUGUGGGCUUUCUAAUUUCUCCUCAGUGUCAGGAUUUUUUGCUUUGUUUUUUAAACCUUUCCAUGUCAAAUCCUAUUUAGAAAUCCUUAUCACACAGUUUACAAAGUGAAUUUUAUCUUAACAAGAUUGUAAAUGUUAGUGUAUCUUAUGUAAAAUAUUUUGUAGACUUGUUUUUCAUUCAAGGAUGGGCACAAAUAAAACAGACAAGCUCAAAUUUUGAACUUAAAUACUAAUGUUUGUAAUGUAAACUAACUAAGACAUUCUCCCCAGACUUUCUAUACAUGCUACUUGAAUAGGGUAAGAUGACUCAUUUCAGUGAAAUUAAGAUUUUAGAUAACUUCUCUAAAAUCAACUGUGCAUAUAAACAAACAAUUUCACUGCCAUUGUUUUAUCGUGACACUAGUCUUUCUUUGAGACAAAAGUAUGUGGAUGAAUUCCUCCAAAGGAAACUGAGUACCUUCCUAAAACUGAGUGGAAACAUGCCAAUAAACUGAGCAUACUUAAAAUAGAUGCAAAAUAGAUAUAAAGGCCCAGGGUGGUUGUAUCUUUAAGACCCAUGUAUCUAGUCUAGUAAUAUUGUACUAACAAAAGUAAUAACCAGAUGGCUGUUUUAAUUAAUCUAGCAAUAGUUCUGUUUUUCAGCUGUCAGCUAAUGCAGACUGAGUAACACAGUAAAACAGAUAAGGAACUAAGUUGAAUAAGUGUUAUACCAGCUGAGUAAGGAGAAGAAAAUUAGAACAAGUUUUGUGCUUGCGUCAUACUAAGUUGUCUAACAAAUUGAGUUAUAAGAAGAUACACUUCCAAUCCUACAAUAAAUACUCUCAGCACUUGAAAGGAGAAUCACUCUCUUUGGUGGAAAAGCAGUUUCUUGUAAAAACAGUGAGCUAUUCUAGUGUAGUAAGCCACUCUCAGAAUGCAGAGAAAAAGAUGCUUGCUGUUCUUUAUGAAACAAACACCAAUAAUACUCUGCAAGAAAUGCUGCUAUGGCUCCCUUUCUUAGUGGGAUAAUUAGUACAAAAUGGCAGGCAUGAGCAACAGAAGCUACCCUACUAUGUGGAGCUUGGGUUGAGUGUUUUCAGAUGAGAAUAGGAAAUCCACAAGUCCUAGUAUUUCAAAAUCAAUUUUUGGGGUCUAAAUAAAUGAACUAUGGUCUUACUCAUCUUUAGAAAGUUGAAGUCAAGUGAAACUAAACUGUCUAAACUCUUGUAUACUGACGGGACCACUUCUAUAUAACUACAGUUUAACAUUUUAUCUUGAUUUAUUUUUUCCUUUAAAUCCGGAGUAAGUAAGGCAAAGGUAAUCAGAUGGUCAUUGGUUAAACUGGUACAAGUAAUUGAAGAUAGUUUGUGUAUUCUCCAAAACUGGUCAUGCAGUGUGUUAGAACUAGUUUAUGAUUUCAUAGAGAAGUUGUACUUUAAGUAACAGAACCUUAACAUUUAUUUAGUUUUAUCCUGGUAGUUUCAGGAACAGUAUUACAUCAUUUUGCUUUUGGCUUAGGGUACGUUUACGUUUACCUUCCCGGUCAACGCGGUGAGUUGGACUUCUCGGAGUUCGAACUAUCACGUCUAGAUCAGAUGCGAUAGUUCGAACUCCGGAAGCGCUGCGGUCGACUCCGGUACUCCACCACUGCAAACGGCAGU
This is a messenger RNA of Mauremys mutica (yellowpond turtle), 8926 nucleotides long. RefSeq names its product kinetochore associated 1 (gene KNTC1). Lineage: Eukaryota; Metazoa; Chordata; Testudines; Geoemydidae. Gene Ontology annotation, biological process: protein localization to kinetochore involved in kinetochore assembly; mitotic sister chromatid segregation; mitotic spindle assembly checkpoint signaling. Gene Ontology annotation, cellular component: kinetochore microtubule; cytoplasm; RZZ complex. The record is from RefSeq and is a predicted model, not a curated record. The transcript is spliced from 64 exons. Bases 237 to 6890 code for a protein of 2217 amino acids. Gene Ontology annotation, molecular function: small GTPase binding.